AUGAUACUACCUGAAACAUUUCGCUUAGUGGGUGGCACUGAACUUAGGAACGCCCCUAAGGGUCUCUCCUCGCGAACCUACUUUGGAGCUAGGCAGCCAGGCUAUGGUCAAUCCGCCGCAAAUGUUGAGAUGGCGCAGGUGUCACACCCUGAUCUGCCUAAACACUACGUGCAACUGCCAGCACAAUACCCGGCCUUGCAAAAACACCACGCACCGGCGCUAGGUACACAGUCUGUGCGGGCUCUAGAUGCGCGUCAAAUAGAUUUGAACAUUUGCCCAUUUGACGGAAAGGAACUGUACCAGGGAUUGGGUCAGUGUCUCUAUCGUGGGGACAUCUUUUCGUGCAACAGAUCUUGCUCGCACAGCGUGCGAUCGCUCCCGUGGAUUGACGGCGUAUGGGGCGACAAAUUUGAACAUCGCUUGGCAGGAAUGGCUGAGAGGUACUAA
Peronospora belbahrii is the source of this 447-nucleotide messenger RNA. Lineage: Eukaryota; Oomycota; Peronosporomycetes; Peronosporales; Peronosporaceae. The record is from the annotation of a GenBank genome assembly.